AAGUAAGCAAUGCCUCCAGAUCAAAGCCAGCAGCAGCAUACAACUGAAAAACAAUGGCCACUCUCUCCAUUCCUCUCCAACAAAGGGCUUUCUCCUUUCGGAGUUAUUCUUCCGCCAAGCACAAAAUUGCUACUUCCACUCUCCAAGAUCUUCACUUCCCAACCCAAAUCAGAUGUUCUUCUACAAGGGAUUGUUCCAAAGCUGUAGAAUGUUUGGCCCAGUUUAAGGAAAUCAGGAAUGUGGCUUGUGGGAUUCUUGCUGUUUGGGCUGUGACUGCUGUUUCACCUGUUAUUGCUGCAAAUCAGAGGCUGCCGCCAUUGUCAACCGAGCCAAACAGGUGUGAGCGUGCGUUUGUUGGUAAUACGAUAGGUCAAGCUAACGGCGUCUAUGAUAAACCACUUGACCUUCGAUUUUGUGAUUACACGAACGAGAAGACCAACCUCAAGGGGAAGUCUCUGGCUGCAGCCCUCAUGUCGGAUGCCAAGUUCGAUGGUGCAGACAUGUCUGAAGUUGUGAUGUCAAAGGCUUAUGCUGUUGGAGCUAGUUUCAAGGGGACAGACUUCUCGAACGCUGUGUUGGACCGUGUGAAUUUUGAGAAGGCGAAUCUCCAGGGAGCCGUGUUCAAGAACACCGUCCUGUCGGGAUCCACCUUCAAUGACGCUCAACUUCAAGACGUAGACUUUGAGGACACCAUCAUCGGUUAUAUCGAUCUCCAGAAACUGUGUGUGAAUAAGACCAUUGGUGAUGAAGGAAGAGCUAACCUGGGAUGCCGAUAGCUUCUCUUUCUACCUUGCUAUCAGUUUCUUGCAUCCUCUUUAAAGAAAGAAAGGCCACCCAAUUCUGGUUGUAAUAUCAGUACAUGGAAACGAAAUCUUGUCCAGCUUUUUGUUUGGAGGAUGAACUGUUGAAGAUUGUGCUUUCUUGAAUGUACCUUUAGCUUGACACAAUAUGCAUCUUUUAUUGUAUACUAAUAUUUCUAUCUCAA
This is a messenger RNA of Sesamum indicum (sesame), 985 nucleotides long. Its product is annotated as Tetratricopeptide repeat (TPR)-like superfamily protein. NCBI's taxonomy places the organism in Eukaryota, Viridiplantae, Streptophyta, Magnoliopsida, Lamiales, Pedaliaceae. The record is from RefSeq and is a predicted model, not a curated record.